GGUAGGCAAGAGUAAGAAAGCGAGGGAGCAUACUGGCUGGCAGAGGCAGACUGGCCGGCCGUGCGCUGUAGUUAACAGAACUGCUAGCAAAUCGGCAGCAGAUGUGGCCAGUUAGCUCUGUGCUGUGUUCUCGUUCGGAUCUCGGUGUUCCGUAUAUUUCGAUGACUGACUGAAUCCGCAGUCGAUAGUAGCGACAUUAGCUAUCGAUUGUCGAGCGUGAUCCUCGUCGUCGCGACACAUAUCGAAAUUGAAAGAACGAUGCAAAAGUGAAUGCGAGAAAAAGCUAACAGAAUCAAUGACAAGUCGUGGCAAAGUGAAAACAAUUUAGUUUUGCGAAUAUAAUAUCGACGUAUAGUAUAGAGCAAGACGAAAUUGGAUAGGAUAAACGAAAAGGGGAACAAUUACGGUCUAUCGAGAAGAAAAUCACAACGUAGAGAGAAGAGGAGAGAACAAAUCGAAUGGAACAGUCGAUCGCGCGCCAGCACCAAGAACGCAGUGACCGUCGUACCUGUCCGUCGGUGGCCGAAGACUUGUCCGAUCGAGACUCGGGAGUGAUGUGGCAACAUUGCUGGUGGCUCGCGAGUGGAGGAGUCAGUCGUUGCUCGGCUGUUCUAUCGUAGUCUGUGUCUGACAGUGCAGUGUCGCUGCCAAUAGAACCGCGAGGGCCCGUCAGGGCCCACGAACAACGCGAAGAGCACCGCGAUAAACACCGCGGUCAAAAUGACAUAUUUAAGAAAAAUAAGAACGAAUUACAUCACGAGUAUCGAAGGGACAAUCGUACAAACACGUCGUUCAUUGCUACGAUAGCGCAUGUUCACGUUGUUUAUUACCAUCAUAAAAUAGCUCAAGAGAAGAGAGAGUUUCAUGACUUGCGAGAGAGUAACAGUGUUUCGAAGCGUACAAUCGCUGUGUGACGCGCGUAUUCGUUGUAUAUACACAUCCGUUUCAAGUCGCUACAAGCGGGUUUUCUUCGAACCUUUGUAGAAGUUCCUAAAGUGCGUGCGUACGGUUCUACGCGGCUGCUACUCGAAUGUCGAGAAACGAAUGAGUGCGUGAAUCGUGACAACAUCGUGUCGAAGUGUACAGAGAGUAUUCAGAGAGAGAGUGAGAGAGAAUCCGUCUCUCUUUCUCUCGCAUCCCGUAGAGGCCGUGGUCGGACUUUACGCCGUCGUACGCGCUUCUCCCCUCCCCCUUAAUAGACUGCUUCUUUCUCCCUCUCUCUCGCUGAAGGCCAAUUUAUCUAUCCCGUCGGCCGUACGUCUGUCUUAGUCUAUACCAUUCCUGUCUGUGCGCUGGCAGAGUUUUCACUGGCGCGACACGGCACGGCACGCGCGCACGGUACGACACGUAAACGAAACCGGCUGUCCAGGCGAAUCGGGAGUGUCAAAGAUCCGAAAAAUCACGGGCAUGGAAACAGUGUGUGCCAUGGACUGAAAAAUAGUGCGGGACCCGUUGUCUCGUGCUUACCGCCGUCCAAAGAAGAUCUUGCAUUUCAUCCGGUGCGUGAUUGUGUGUUCCUUUACACCAAAGGAGGAAGAGAGGUUAGGUUAGGCUAGGACUCGCGUCACCCCUGGCCACAGUCCGUCCUUGUCUCUCUUUCAUUUGGUUCCCUUACCUCUCUUUCUCUGGCAUACAGCGAAGAGGAACGCAGACACAAGAGUCCAGACCGAUUACACACACACACACACACACACAUACGCAGGACAAUUGGGGAAAGAGGAGGAAAACACAAAUGCCGAUCGCCCGUGGAAUUCUGGUCGCUGGAACUGCGGCUCAUUGCUGGUCUUCCGCCGCUGGCAUGCUUCGAUUCCUCGCUAGACUUUCAGGGAGGCGGCGGCACGUGCGCCGGAGCUGUGGGCCAGGUGGUGGAGCUCGUGCCGUUGAGGAAACAGAGGAGCAAGCGGCGGCGGGGGUGGGAGGCUACGUGGAAGGAGGGGUGGACGAGGGUGGAAGGGGGAAGAAGGGAGGAUGCGAGGCGGAGGUAGGAGGAGGGACGAGCGUGCUCGAGGAGGUUAGUUGCUCACCGGUGGCGGAUGGCGAGGUCUGCUGCGGCGACAGCAGUACCGUCAACUACAGCCACCAUCACCGUCGUCAUCACCUCCACCGCGUACACCACGCGCGUCGCAUGCACAGCCAUCGCCAGCAGCAGCAGCAGCAGCAACAGCGAGAAAAGGGAUCGGAUCGAUGGCAGGAGCGAAGGGACGACGGGGACGCGGGUAGCGGGAACGAGCUCGUCGUCGACGAGGAAGCCGACGAUGAGGCUGCGUGCAAGGACCAGGCUGCCGCCCCCCCUCCUCGCCAGGACAUACCACACCGAGAGAUCCACCGCCUUCGACGCCAUCAUCACCGUUUGCACCACCACUGCUACCAACAACACCACCACCACCACCACCACCGCCACCACAACAACAACAACAACAACCACCGCCGCCGCCGUCGCCAACACCAUCUUCGCCACCAUCAUCGUUGCCGCCACCACCACCACCACCACCACCACCACCAUCACCACCAUUACCACCACCAUCACCCCCAUCUCCACCACCGGCCGCGGGACGACAGACCACCUCCCUGCGAACGGGACGAGUGCGUGGACCGCGUCCUGGGUCCUGCCAGGGGCGACCGUAACGCGGAUGCUACCGACGACAAAAACCCUGCCACCGUCACUGCCAUGACGAGGGGAUGCAGGAUCCCGCCCUACCUCGCCACGCUACUCAUCCUGUCUUACACUCUCUUCGGUAUAGCAGACGCCUGUUCAUCGCGGUCGACGCCGAAACCGCGGCCACCGACGCCGACGCCUCGACCGAACAUCACAUUCCACAUGUACACGUGUCCACCGGAUUACGCUGAGUACUACUGCUUGAACGGUGCCACGUGUUUCACUGUCAAAAUCGUCGAUUCCCUCCUUUACAAUUGUUUAUGCGCCAACGGUUAUAUCGGGCAGAGAUGCGAGUUUAAGGAUUUAGAUGGUUCCUAUUUACCCUCCCGGCAACGUGUAAUGUUGGAGACGGCAAGCAUCGCCGGCGGUGCCACGAUAGCAGUAUUCCUGGUCGUUAUCAUUUGCAUAGCGGCUUACAUCCACUGUAAGCGAAAGCAAAAGGAAUUGCGGUCGAGUAACUGCGUCGACACGGUGGAUGGUCCUGGCCGAGAUCCGGAGUUGAGGCCGUUUAGCAACCGUAGCCGCUCCCUCAUGAUCUUCAUGACCAAGAAUCCCAAUAGCUCGGCGGCUAUAGAGCAAACGAGAAUGCCCGGAUGGAACUGCCCGGAAGCGGAGUCAAUGAGAAUGGCGUCGAUCAGCGAAGGGAAGCGUUCCAAUCAAUGAUAAAGGAUCCUGAUAAUCCCAGUCCACCUCGAUGGUGGAGAUCACCGAAACCGACGUCGUCGACGGAAGGGAAAAGAAAUCGCUUUCUUCACCUUCAACCUCUGCUAUCUGUCUCCGUCCAUGGACUACGUUCUCGCGAUUAUUAGGCGAGCAUUAGAGAGGAAAUACAGGCAGAGGAAGGGAGGAAAAAAUCCGUUGUGAACGCGACCAACCGACAACGACAUUCUUCCGCUCCGCGAAUUUUUUUCUUUCUUAUUUACACGAGCCUUUGUCACGUCGACGUUUCAUUUUCCCGCAUGAAUUUAUCCGUUUCUGCCGAGAGAAGGAAAAGAAAAAGAAAGAAAGAAGAAGAGGAGAGAGAAAGAGAAGAAGAGGAAUAGGAAGAGGAAGAAGAAGAGGAGCCUCCUCCUCCUCCUCGUGUUCGUUCACAAUUAGAGAAGGCUAUAUUAAAGAAAAAAAAAAAAAAAAAAAAAAAAAAAAGAAAAAAAAAGAAACGAUCUCGUCGUACUCGCUGUAUAAAUCGAUACGUGGAUCGGGAUCCUCGGGAUCGAUGAUCAGGGGCAAGAUAGAUCUAGAAGAGCGUAGGAUUAACUGAGAAAAAGAAGUACGUAGCUGGUAACUUUAAAUAGCUGGACCUGAACAGCUGGAAGAACAAAGGACAAGAAAGUAGAAAAGAAGGGAAGCUUAAAAAUAAAGCCUCUAACCACUGAAUAGGUGACUCUCUUAAUAGAAAGGGGAAAAAAGAAAGAGGUGUGAAGAGGGAGGGAGGGAGAGAGAGAGAGAGAGUAAAGAAACAUUUAGCGCGAACGUAAGAAGGAGAAGAAGAUAUAAAAUAAUUUGUUCCUAUCGGAGAUACGAGAUAUAUAGUUUAGAACAGACAAUAAUAACCGGAGAAUAAUUACGUAACGUUAUAUUAGUUGUCGGUUUAAGAUAAUAACGUAUCGAGUUAAGUUUCGAACGAAAAAUAAUCCAUUUUUUUCUAAGUAGAAACGUUGCCACGUUCUCGUAGAAACAUUCUUCUUUUUUUCUUUUUCCUCGAUCUUUCGACCGAGGAAACGCGCGGAAAUAAGCUUUCCUCUCUGGCAUUGGGAGGGGGAGGAGAGGGGAAGGAGUUUUUCACUUUUGCUUUUUACUAUUUUUUUUUUUUUUUUCCUUUUCAUUUUCUUCUUUUUUUCCCUCCCAUGCCCUAUUUUCUGUUUCGUCCGAUUUCGUUCGUUUCUUUUUCACAUUAGAACCCCUCGUAUUUCGUACCAACCACGCCGAGAUUGAUCCGAGUUCCCAAUUCAACAUAUACACACACACAUAUAUAUAUAUACAAGUUUCCCACAAAGUUAAAUCUCUUCCAUCGAAACAUGGAAAAUAGAACGAGUCACUUAUAUCGUAUUUAACUUAAUGCAAAUUACGUUGAGCGUAUUAUAUAUUCCUCGUCCAAGACGAGAAGAGAUUAAAAAGAUGAAAAAUCGUGACUUUUGUAUCGUUCGUUUUUCGUUAGAUGAAACGAUAUAUGUAUGUAUAUAUAUAUAUAUCGAGCACAGCGACAAUUCGACGUUGAUCCGCGUGAUCGGGACAAGAAAAAAAAAACAAACUCGAAAAUGUUUUUCUCACUGUAAAAUGUUCGUUCAACACGUACGUAAUUAUUUAUUUGAAAAUUUAAUUUAAGUAUAUAUAUAUAUACAUGUAUUAUUUUCGUCCGCACAACUGUAUAACUUAAUUUAAAUUGGCGUGUGAAAUAGAUGGAAAAGGGACUCGAGGUCUCUGCGCGGUGGCGUGUUCAAACCUAGCAAGAAAGGAGCUAAGCCUCGGUGUAGAAAGAAAGAAGGAUCGAUCGAAUCCUAAUAAUUGCACGAAUCGAGAUGGCGUGGAUGGAUAUCUUUGUAUUCUUCGAACGAGACGAACAAAAAAAUCACGAGAGCGUCUCGAUGCCACGUGAAACGUAUCUCUGUUUCUUGCCUCUCCUCUUGUAAAUAGUAAAUUAUCCUGGAUAAUAUAUAUAUAUGUAUACAUAUAUGUGUAGAUGCAUAUGUAUAUGUAUAUGUAUAUAUGUACAAAGGCCAGCCGACUCGUCCCCGGUGUCAAAUUUAUUUAAAACGAGCGAUUGGGCCAUUGUAGCGGACAAACUACAAUUAUGACGACGCUAACCGGGUUUCCAAUUCCUCCUUCGUGGUGACCAUUGACGAAUAAAUAUUUCAUCGGGAGACGAGUCUGACGGAGAUUCGUCGUUGUGGCGUUGCGUGCCUCUCCUCUUCGAGAAGAAUAUUACUUACGAACGAUAUUAUUACGAGGAAACUUUUCCUUCGUAACUCGAGAGGUAUUGAGGAAUCGAAAAUGCCAUCCGUAACGCCAUCUCGAGAGAUUCUGGGGGAAGCAACGAUAUUAUCGAUUGGGAUGAUCGGUCCUGAUAUUCGAUGCUUAUUUGUACAUUUGUAGAUACACUGUGCCGUGGUUGUUGAGUGAACAAGCUUCCAAACGCUUUGAAGAUAACGGAAGAAAGGUGAAAUCGUCGUCCAAUGUACUUCUUCUUCUUUUUUUUUUUUUUUUUUUUUUUCUUCGUGUGUAAAAACGUGACGUAAACCGUAACGUGUGCCGCGCGAGAUCGUGACCCGACAAAGCCUCCCGGUUUCUUUCGUCUCCCGCGUUUCUCUCUUUCGUUCCCGAUCGAGGUUUUUCUAUAUCGAGGAAGGCAAUCGAACGAACGGAGGAAACGAGAAAAGCGCUACGAAGAGAGUGUAUAAUCGAUAAUUACGAUAAAUACGUAGAAUUUAGAGAAAAAAAAAAAUAAAUAAAAAAAAAUAAAAAAAAAAAAGGCAGAAUCCGAGACGGGAAACGCGUGAAGCUAGGUGGCCUAAAGUGUAUUUUAUUUUAUUUUUAUUAUUAUUAUUAUUAUUAAUAAUUAUUAUUAUUAUUUUCUCACGGUUUUACGAGGCCGUCCUCGUAAUUCGUACGGUGUAAUUUAUUAUAAAUAGUCCUAAUUAACGUGAAGAAAUCGUAGCGUGAAAAAAAAAAAGAAGGAAAAAAACUCUUAAUUUAAUUAUCCCCCCAAUCUUACUUCUCUCGUAACUUUGUACUUGGUUCCUAAUUUAUUCUUACAUUUAUUAUUACUAUUACUAUUAUUAUUAUUAUUACUACAACUACUAUUAUUAUUAUUAUUCUAUGUCCCCCUUUAAUUAAUUGUCACGGUUAUUAUUAUCAUUAACUUGCUAAUUUACGAUUCAUUAAGUUACGAUCAUUUAAUUAUUCUCCUUUUAUUAUUAUCAUCGGAUCACGGAUUAAUCAGUUUAUUCCUUAAUCGCUAUUCGCGUUAUUAUUUGAUUAACACGGUUAUCUUUUAAGGACACGCACUUAUUAUUAUUAUUUAUAAAAA
This is a messenger RNA of Apis laboriosa (Himalayan honeybee), 6680 nucleotides long. RefSeq lists its product as uncharacterized. The record is from RefSeq and is a predicted model, not a curated record. Gene Ontology annotation, molecular function: receptor ligand activity; epidermal growth factor receptor binding. Gene Ontology annotation, biological process: epidermal growth factor receptor signaling pathway. Lineage: Eukaryota; Metazoa; Arthropoda; Insecta; Hymenoptera; Apidae. The coding region runs from base 1733 to 3319 and encodes 528 amino acids. The transcript is spliced from 7 exons.